This is a messenger RNA of Neltuma alba, 1143 nucleotides long. RefSeq names its product acidic endochitinase-like. Gene Ontology annotation, cellular component: extracellular region. Gene Ontology annotation, biological process: carbohydrate metabolic process. The record is from RefSeq and is a predicted model, not a curated record. Gene Ontology annotation, molecular function: chitinase activity. The transcript has a single exon. Lineage: Eukaryota; Viridiplantae; Streptophyta; Magnoliopsida; Fabales; Fabaceae. Bases 20 to 1003 code for a protein of 327 amino acids.
CCCUCUCCUAUCAUCGAUCAUGGCUUCCAAGAAACAAGUUGAUCUCAUUCUCCUUGUCUCCCUCCUCAUACUAUCGUCCAUCAUCAUCGUCAAGCCCUCUCAUGCCGAUGAUUGUCCCACAGAAAAAACCGGUGGCAAAAUCGCCGUCUACUGGGGACAAAACAGUGAAUCCGAUGAAGGAAACUUAGCCGAAGCAUGCGACGCUGAUCUCUACAACACCACCGUCAUCGCUUACCUCCAUGUCUCCGGCAGCACAAGAUACUUAGACUUGAGAGACCACUGUCCUUCCGGCGAUUGCACAGUCCUAGCGCCGCAAAUUCGUCACUGUCAAAGCAACAAAGGCAUCCAAGUCUUUCUUUCCGUUGAAAUAGAUGCCGUCGAUGACCCUAUUUCCUUGGCACAGUAUCUCUCCGAUAACUUUCUCAGCGGCAAAUCAGGCCCUCUCGGAGCGGUGGCCUUAGACGGCAUCGAUAUUGCCCACUUCGAAUACAGCUCUGAGCCAUGGCACAAGCUCGUGGCGGCCAUUAGGGCUUCGACCGACAGAAAGAUAUACAUAUCAGGAGCCCCAUAUUGCCAUACCACCUUGGACAGCACAAUCGAGAAAGGUGAUUUUGACUAUCUCUGGGUGUUAUACUUCGGUGAAUGGGCCACAUGUGAAUAUUUAGGAAACGACGACUUCUCAAACCUUCUUGAAUCAUGGUCCACAUGGACGUCGAAGCCAGUUUUAGCUGAUACCUUAGUGUUCUUAGGCUUAGUAGCAUCAGAUGAGCCAUCUGCAGCAUCCUAUGGUUACAUACCACCAGAAAAGCUCAAGUCUCAAGUUCUUCCGACCGUGACGGAAUCUUCAAACUUCGGAGGAAUCAUGCUCUGGAACAGGUAUUAUGAUAAGGAAACUGGUUAUAGUACUGAGAUUAAGGAUGCUUUUGGCACGAAGGUUUGUGAAUGCGUGUGCCAGGCUGCCGCAUCGAGGAGAUUUAACAGUCUCUUGGCCAAAUCUGUGUAAGAUGCAUGACACGUACUACAUAUAAAUAUAUAAAUAACAGCAAGCUAUAGGCUAGCAUGCCAGUGUGCGAGUGUGAUGUAUGUAUGUUUGACUACUACCAUGUAAUAGCUCUUGCUUUAAAUAAAGAUCCACUUCUAUAA